AUGGGACCCACUUACAUUAGAGACCAAUGGCUUUGGAAUGACGAACUUCUCAGUGAAGUAGAUUCUGUGCGGGAACUUAGGGUCGAUGUCUUGGAUAUAGAAGCACACAGAAAACGUUAUAAACGAGCUGAUCAAUCAAAGGUGACAAGCAGAACAAUGUCUUCACAAACUCCGGUGGGCUAUGGAUUUCAUCCAACCGAUGAAGAAUUGGUGAACCAUUACCUGAGGUUCAAAAUGCAUGGUGGCUAUGAAGAAGAAGUCAGCAGAAUCCCCGAAGUUAAUAGGGACUUCGUUCUCUGCAAACUCAAGAAAGAUCCAGAUGAGAUCAUUCCAACAUAUGAAGAAGGCGAUUCAAGUUUCAAUGCUACUUCUGGUUUUGAAAAUCAAAAUUCAAAUGAGUGUUAUUAUCCCCCAACCUUUGAAGAAGGUGAAUACGGUGCCCGGAUGGCUUCUAAUUUCACAAACAGUGAGCCAGAGGAUGACAUUAAUCAAGUUCAAGCACAUCUGCAAUCAUUCCAUGGCUUUGAUGAGGGAGAUUAUAACCUGAACGCUGCCCUACAGUUUUCAUAUGGGAAUAUGCACUGA
Molecule: messenger RNA, 585 nt
Organism: Dovyalis caffra
Lineage: Eukaryota; Viridiplantae; Streptophyta; Magnoliopsida; Malpighiales; Salicaceae
Source: the annotation of a GenBank genome assembly